This is a messenger RNA of Anoplopoma fimbria (sablefish), 1537 nucleotides long. RefSeq names its product transmembrane protein 147 (gene tmem147). The record is from RefSeq and is a predicted model, not a curated record. NCBI's taxonomy places the organism in Eukaryota, Metazoa, Chordata, Actinopteri, Perciformes, Anoplopomatidae. The transcript has 8 exons. The coding region runs from base 127 to 804 and encodes 225 amino acids.
GUAGUCGGACGCAUUUCAAGGUUGAGCCAACUCCACUUCCGUUUGUCAUUCGACGAGCCCGUAGUACGACAGCCUGCCUCUCUACAGCUCUACAAACGCAGUGGCUGAGCUUUGUGACCAGACAUCAUGACACUGUUUCACUUCGGGAACUGCUUUGCCCUGGCCUAUUUCCCUUACUUUAUAACAUACAAGUGCAGUGGCCUUUCAGAGUACAAUGCCUUCUGGAGAUGUGUCCAGGCUGGAGCGACCUACCUGUUUGUCCAACUCUGUAAGAUGCUGUUCCUAGCUACAUUUUUCCCGACAUGGGAAGGAGGAGCUGGAGUUUAUGACUUUGUCGGGGAAUUUAUGAAGGCCACAGUGGACCUGGCGGACCUGUUGGGUCUCCAUCUUGUGAUGUCUCGUAAUGCUGGUAAAGGGGAGUACAAAAUCAUGGUGGCUGCCAUGGGCUGGGCAACAGCAGAACUUGUGAUGUCAAGGUGUCUCCCUCUGUGGGUAGGAGCCAGAGGGAUUGAGUUUGACUGGAAGUACAUCCAGAUGAGCUUUGACUCUAACAUUAGUUUGGUCCAUUACAUCGCCAUGGCAGCAGUGGUGUGGAUGUUCACACGCUAUGACCUUCCUAAGAGCUUCAGGCUUCCUGUUACUGUGCUGCUGGCUCUCUGUGUCUACAAGGCCUUCCUAAUGGAGUUGUUCGUCCAUGUCUUCCUGUUGGGCAGUUGGACAGUGUUGUUGGUGAAAGCCGUGCUGACUGGUGCCAUCUCUCUCUGCUCACUGUUUCUCUUCGUCACUUUGGUCCACAGUAACUAAGUACACCUCAGCACCCUGGGUUAAGCCUGCAACAGUCUCAGUGGUCCAGACUGGACCUGGCUUGUCACAAAUCAGAAGUUGACUCCUGAUACAUAUCACCAUAAAACACCAAAGACUUCUGAAAGUGCUUGUUAUUAUUGGGUAUCUUGACUGGUCUGACGUUAAAACAAGGAUAGCUACCAGCUGGUAAGCUAACGAGUUCUUCCAGUUAGUUUAUCUGUCAGUACAGACCGUUGCUGGAAGACAUGCACUGAAGCUUUGUUUGCUUUCAGUAAACCAGUUAAACCUGCAGGUUGAGUGGUGACACCAGGACACUUCCAUGUUAUUAUUGGCUUCCCUACGCUGUGUUGGUUUUGUUAAAAGGUGAAUUUUGUACCAGAAGGACCAGAAAUGAAAUGAGACUUUAUAUAUAACUUAUUUUCUAUGUGUUGAACAAUGACCCAGAGUAAAUGAUUAGAUUAGAUAGUAACGUUGGUUUAUACCAAGUAAAUGACAGUUAUAGUUCCUUAAUAGUUCAAUGUGUGACCACCAAUUUAUAUACAAGUUAAUAUUAGUAGUUAGUUAAAACAUAACUGUAUCAAAUUUUUGAAUCAUUUGAUUUAAACUUAAAUUUAACUAAAGAACAGGCCCGCUGUAUGAAUAAACUGAAGUCCUCUCAGCAUUAUGACCACACCAUGUUGGAUUGUAAGCAUCUGUGAUUCAACUUUGAAAUAAUAAAUGUGUUUUUGUCUAA